AUGACUGAACAUCCCAAAGGAGAUGGUGGUGAGUCGGGGACCCAGCCCGUUCUGGUGGAGGCCCACAACCCCAGCUCUAUCAUGUCCCAGCUCAGUACGAAGCACACCGGGUCUUUUGAUAUGGAGGAGAAAGAGGAAGUGCGAGCCAUCACCGGAUUCAAGUGGAUUUUGGUUGUGACUGCUAUCUUGUCCAGCCAUAUGCUCUUUGCUCUGGACAAUACAAUUGUGGCUAAUAUUCAACCGGCUAUUGUAGCGCAGUUCAAUGAAGCUGAUCAGAUUUCAUGGCUCUCUGUCGGAUUUACCCUUUGCUCAUCUGCAACUGUGCUUCCUUGGUCUAAGGUCUACGCGACUUACAAUGCUAAGUGGCUUUAUAUCGGGUGCGUCGUCCUAUUUAUGGCAGGUUCCGCUCUGUGUGGAGGUGCACCAAAUAUGAAUGCUAUGAUUGUUGGUAGAGCAAUGGCUGGCGCUGGAGGAAGUGGCAUGUACUUCGGCGUCUUGACGCAAUUUGCUGUCUCAUGGGGUAUUGGAACAGUCACUGGUCCAGCCAUUGGAGGCGCAUUCGCUGAAAGUGCCGCCACUUGGCGUUGGGCCUUCUACAUCAAUCUCGUGAUUGGAGCAGCCUUCGCCCCGGUGUAUUUCCUUCUCUUGCCUUCAUUCGAGCCCCUCCCAAAUGCUACCUCCAAGGAAAAGGCAAUGAAUAUCGACUGGGUUGGCAGCGUCCUUUUUAUUGGUGCCUUAACAACCUUGAUCAUGGGCAUUGACUUUGGAGGUGUGGAAUGGAAAUGGGGCAGCGGUCAGUCAAUUGCGCUCUUUGUAGUGUCAGGGGUGCUCUUCAUCGUGUUUGGGGCACAGCAGACCUUCUUCAUCUUCUGCAAUGAGCAAACUCGACUGUUUCCAGUUCACUUUCUCAAGAGCCGCUCCUUGUUGCUUUUAUUUAUUCUCAACACGAGCGCCAGCAGUGGACUGUUUAUUGCGGUUUAUUAUAUCCCAUUGUUUUUCCAGUUUACACAGGGAGAUACGGCCGUUCACACGUCGUUGCGUCUUCUACCUUUCGUGUUGGUUCUUAUCUUCACGAUUAUUGCCAAUGGCCACAUGAUGUCCAAGUUCGGUUACUAUAUCCCAUGGUACUUCUUCGGUGCUGCUUUUGAGCUUAUCGCCGCUGUUUUGAUGUAUCGCGUGAAGGCCGAUACCUCUGCUAGCGCAAUAUACGGAUACACGGCUCUGAUGGCGCUGGGCGUUGGUGCCUACAAUCAAGCAGGCUAUAGUGUGGUACAGGCAAAGGUACCGAAAGCUGAGAUUCCAUGGGCUUUGGGCUAUAUGAUGGUUUCCCAACUGGGGGGCAUUGUCUUAGCCUUGGGUAUAGCUGGUGCUAUCUUCGUCAACAAGACAACAAAAGAACUGCUACGGUUGCUCCCGGAUGCCAAUCCUGCCGAUGUCAAGAAUUCUAUCGCGGGAACGUCUAGUGGAUUCUUCAAGACCUUAACCAAGUCACAACAGACCGCAGCUCUUGACAUUAUUGUUUCAGCCAUCGACAAUGUAUAUGUUCUUUUAAUUGUUGCCGGUGCGCUCGGUGUCCUCCUCUCUCUCUUCUUGAAGCGUGAAAGAUUGUUCAUGGAAGCAGCAGCCGGUGGUGCCUAG
Messenger RNA from Penicillium crustosum, 1638 nucleotides. RefSeq names its product Major facilitator superfamily domain general substrate transporter. The record is from RefSeq and is a predicted model, not a curated record. The transcript has 14 exons. Gene Ontology annotation, biological process: transmembrane transport. Bases 1 to 1638 code for a protein of 545 amino acids. Gene Ontology annotation, molecular function: transmembrane transporter activity. Lineage: Eukaryota; Fungi; Ascomycota; Eurotiomycetes; Eurotiales; Aspergillaceae.